AUGUCAGCUUCAAUCAUGAAAAUAAUGGCUACCGUCCUUUUGGCUGUAGCCAUUGUAAAUGCAUCGAAUGUUACUCCACUUUCGAUUAAGCUCUCACUUACCGACACUGAAGGAGAGAUGCAAGUCACCUGGUUCACUUUGGAUUCACCAUCCUCACCAUGUGUCCAAUUCGACAACAAGGGAUUCAACCCAUCCGACGUCACCGGUAACAUCAUCACCGGUAGCACCGUGGAAUUCAACGAGAAACUCUGGUCUGGAUACACCUCCGUCGCCACCAUUUCACCAUUGGCUUCGCAACAAACCUACUACUAUGCAGUCGGUAACAAGGAGACCGGUGUAUGGAGUGAAUUAUACAACUUCACCACCUCAACUUUCCCAAAUACCAACUCACAAGUUACUCCAUUCAGUUUCGUAACAUAUGGUGAUAUGGGUGCAGUUGUCGACAACUCAACCGUCCGUAACAUCGUUAGAUCUUUGGACCAAUUCCAAUUUGUCUUGCAUGUUGGUGAUAUUGCUUAUGCUGAUCUCCAAGAUGGUGAUGAAGGUAAAUAUGGUAACCAAACUGUUUGGAAUGAAUUCUUGGAAGAGAUCACUCCAAUCUCUGCCACUAUUCCAUACAUGACUUGCCCAGGUAACCACGAUAUUUUCGAUGGUGACAAUUCAAACUACCAAAACACCUUCAUGAUGCCAAAGGGAUCCGACGAUGGAGACUGGUACUCAUUCGACUACAAUGGUGUUCACUUUGUUGGAAUUUCCUCAGAGACUGACUAUUCACCAUCAUCAGACCAAAUUACUUGGCUCACCAACGAACUCCAAACCUACCGUAAAUCAAACCCAGAUGGUUGGUUGAUUGUUUUCGCUCAUCGUCCACUCUACUGCACUUCAACCUUUGGAUGGUGCAAGAGUAACGAUAAGGACAGAAUGAAAUUCAUUGCUUCUCUCGAAGAUUUGUUCUACAAAUACAAUGUUAACUUCUUCAUUGGAGGUCACUCACACGAAUACGAAAGAAUGUUACCAGUCUACAAAUCACAAGUCUAUGGUAGCAAUGCCAAUCCACAAGCAACCGUCUAUGUUGUAAUUGGAACUGGUGGUUGUCAAGAAGGUUUGAACUCUGGUUUCCAACCACAACCAGUCUACUCAUCUGGUGUUCGUUUACUCGAAACUGGUUACGCCAAAGUUAGCUUCUUGGAUUCCGAUCACAUGCAAUGGCAAUUCAUUCAAGACCAAACCGACACUGUCUUGGAUUCAGUUGUAAUUGGUAGAGGACAAUGGUAA
Messenger RNA from Heterostelium album PN500, 1275 nucleotides. Its product is annotated as purple acid phosphatase family protein. The transcript has 3 exons. Gene Ontology annotation, molecular function: metal ion binding; acid phosphatase activity. Bases 1 to 1275 code for a protein of 424 amino acids. The record is from RefSeq and is a predicted model, not a curated record. NCBI's taxonomy places the organism in Eukaryota, Evosea, Eumycetozoa, Acytosteliales, Acytosteliaceae.